UCUUGAUAUGUCUGCUGCCAUCAUGUCCGAGGAAACCAAAAUGGAAACUGCUCCCUUUGAUCCCCGUUUCCCCAACCAGAACCAGACUCGGUACUGCUACCAGAGCUUUGUUGACUUCAACCGAUGCCAGAAAAUCAAGGGAGAAGACUAUGAACCAUGUGAAUACUUCAAGAAGGUAUACACCACCAUCUGCCCCAAUGCCUGGAUUGAGAAGUGGACUGACCAAAUAGAUAAUGGAAUCUUCCCAGGAAAAAUUUAAAUGUCACUUAUAUACAAAGAUAAAUUUACAGUUGUAGCAUAAUUUCAUGGUGGAUUGUUCAGAGCAAAUAGAGGAAAUUAAAAAAAAGGUCCAAUGUCAUUUCAUAUAUUGAAGAGUGCUUUUGAACAAUCUACAGAGGAAUGUUGCUAAUAUAAAGAGAAUAAAUAAACUCAUUUCCUGGUUUCUGAUCUAACAAGUCAUUGUUGUAGAUAUUUGUACAUUGAGAAAUGUGUUGAUGUAGAUAAACAAAAAGUAACAUUGCAGGAUAAUUUAUUUCCUUAAUGAUAUUCCAAUAAAUUUGUACAGACCAGG
Penaeus indicus is the source of this 571-nucleotide messenger RNA. RefSeq names its product cytochrome c oxidase subunit 6B2-like (gene COX6B). The record is from RefSeq and is a predicted model, not a curated record. The transcript has 3 exons. Gene Ontology annotation, cellular component: mitochondrion; respiratory chain complex IV. The coding region runs from base 8 to 259 and encodes 83 amino acids. Lineage: Eukaryota; Metazoa; Arthropoda; Malacostraca; Decapoda; Penaeidae.